This is a messenger RNA of Aureobasidium vineae, 1620 nucleotides long. The record is from the annotation of a GenBank genome assembly. NCBI's taxonomy places the organism in Eukaryota, Fungi, Ascomycota, Dothideomycetes, Dothideales, Saccotheciaceae.
UCUCUUCUUCCAUUCUCGACGACAUGGGCAAACCAGACACAAGCGCGAGCUGCCGUUGGCGAUGAUCUUGCUGCUGUUUUGCCUGAAGGCCCUUGGCACAAGAAGGCCCAUCUUAUCAAACUCAACUUUGUCGUUGCUUGUUUGGUUCUCUUCUGUAUGUCUGCAAACUUCACAUCCCGUNCUUCUGCCAACGGAUACGAUGGUUCCUUGAUGAACGGUCUCCAAGCACUCAACCAAUGGAACGACCAUUUUGAUCGCCCUGCUGGAGCUUUCCUCGGUUUUAUCAAUGCCAUCUACUGGAUUGGUGCAGGCUGCAUGUAUCCUGUCGCCGCGAUUGUUGCAAACAAAUAUGGUCGCAAGAUGCCUAUCUGGAUAGGGUACGCCUUCCUCGCUCUCGGUGCUGGCCUCCAAACUGGUGCCAACAAUGAGGGCGCGUUUGCUGCUGCUCGGUUCUUUGUCGGCAAUGCACCGGCAUGCUUCUCGACCUCGAUUCCGCUUCUGAUCAACGAGAUUGCAUACNCCUCUCACCGUGGGAUCUGUGGAGCUCUGUACAACUGUGGAUGGGUAAUAANNGUCGGUGGACUCAUCGCCGCUUUCUUGACAUACGGCACCCGCAACAUGCAAAGCUCCUGGUCUUGGAGAAUCCCCUCGUCACUUCAGAUCUUAGUGCCUUUCCUCGCUCUUCCUGGCCUACUCAUGGCGCCCCAAAGCCCCAGAUGGCUCGUCUCUAUGGAUCGCACCGAAGAGGCUCGUCAAGUAUUGGCAGGGUGGCAUGAUGGCGGCGACGAAAACUCACAACUCAUCAAUUACGAGAUGAUCGAAAUCACCACUACCAUUCAGCAAGAGAAGAGCGCCACCUCCAGUGCCAGCUAUGCUGAGAUGUUCAAGACUCCCGGAAAUCGCAAACGACUAUUUAUCUCCGUCACUCUCGGUAUCUUUGGUCAAUGGGUAGGCAAUGGCGUCGUCUCUUACUAUCUCGCUCUGGUCCUGGAGACUGUUGGCAUAACUAGCGUCACCGAUAUCACUUUGAUCUCUGGCUUCCUGCAAGUCUGGAACUUGAUCUGGUGUGUCGCCGCUGCGUUCUCAGUCGAUCGACUUGGUCGCAGACCUUUGUUCCUCGCUUCGGCCGUCAUCAUGGGCGUCUCCUACGUCUUGGUCACCGGUCUGUCAGGCGCCUUUGCAUCCAACCAGAUUCCUGCCGUCGGUGUAGCAGUCAUCCCAUUCCUGUUCAUCUUCUUCGCCGGCUACGAUAUCGCCCUAACGCCUCUUCUCAUCUCCUACCCCUGCGAGAUCUGGCCAUACCGUCUGCGUUCUCGCGGUCUGACCGUUACGAAUAUGACGACUGUGCUCGCCAUCUGCUUCAACACUUUCGUCAAUCCCAUCGCUUUGGACAGCAUUGCAUGGAAGUACUACAUUGUGUUCGUGGUCGUGCUGAUCAUAUACGGCGUCACGGUCUGGUACGCGUAUCCAGAAACCCGAGGUUUUUCGCUUGAGCAGGUGGCUGUGGUGUUUGACGGUGAUGCGGCUGAAGUACCAUAUCCUGCAGAGACGGCCGAAAGAUCCGGCAGUAUGGUGUCGAUGAGUGAGGAGAAGGAAAGCGUUGUGCGAGUUGAGAGGGUC